Drosophila biarmipes is the source of this 3223-nucleotide messenger RNA. RefSeq lists its product as uncharacterized. The transcript has 7 exons. Bases 629 to 1531 code for a protein of 300 amino acids. NCBI's taxonomy places the organism in Eukaryota, Metazoa, Arthropoda, Insecta, Diptera, Drosophilidae. The record is from RefSeq and is a predicted model, not a curated record.
AGAUACUUUCCAUAGGGGUCCUCGUUCGCCGACCGAUUCGUACUCAAUAAAAAAAAACAUAAAAAGACAAAAAGGAGAUUAUUAUUAUCUGAAUGAAAGUAAAUCAAAAGUAUUUAUUACCGUGCCAAAGUAACCUACAAACUUUAAAAGUAAAACAUAAAAAAUACUGACUAAAGGUCAAUUAACCCAAGCGCGCAGUCAAUAAUAUUCCAGUUAAGAGAACGAAAGCAAGCUGCCAAAGUGAAAAGAAUGAGAAAAAAGUUCGGAAAGUACUUAGAAACCCACAAGAAACACACGAAACAAGUUUAAAUUGCACUGGACUGGCAACAUCCGCUUCCGCUGAGUGCUUCAAUUUCAGUUUAAUGUUAACUCCAACCAAACCCAAAUUGACAAGAACAACCGAGACAAAAAUAAAGUGAACAUAAAACAAGAACCCAAAAAAAGUUUUUUGUAGCCCCCUUCGCCGCAUCCCCGACUGCACUUGAAGCAAAGGGAUACGGAGCCAACUCGAAGAUACGAAAGGGGAUAAACUGCAUAAAUCAACGCCACUGCCAAAGCCAAGAGCAACAAUAACUGGAAGCAAUUAAUUUUAUUCAAACAAGAGCAACAAUAAGGACGACGACAAAAAAUGGAUUACGGCUGGCUGAUGUUUCUGUUCAUCGCACUUUUAAUUGACUACCCAAUUGCAUAUGCCUUGUUUGUGACGGAUAUUAGUGUGCCCGAGAUUGUGGAUUUCCGGGACAAUGUGACCUUAUCCUGCAGCUACGAUAUGCGUGGUCACACGCUAAACUCGGUGAAGUGGUACAAGGAUCACGAGGAGUUCUUUAGAUACUCCCCCCUGACGAGUCCGAUUUAUAUGACUUUCGGAGUGCCUGGUCUACAAGUGCUGGAUGGGAAGUACCUAUGCAACGAAUCGAGUUGCAGACUGGACUUAAGUCUACAGGGUGCCAAAUCCACAGGACUCUAUAAGUGUGAAGUAAGCGGCGAUGCCCCACACUUUAAGCUGGCGGAUAAGGCGGACAACAUGACGGUGGCAGCUUUGCCCCAGAUCGAUCCGCUAAUCGAGAGCUUCAAUUCGAUGUACCGCAUGGAGGAGUUCCUCAGCGCCACCUGCUCCUCUGAUUAUUCCAGUCUGCCCACACGGCUCACCUGGUACAUCAAUGGCGAACAGCCCCUGCUGGGUGAGCUGCAUCCCACAACCGACACCAGCAUUGCGGCCCACGAUUAUGUUCUGCGGCGCCAGCGGCUGCAGGUGCACUUCUACCUGCAAGGACAGCGCUUUUUCCAGGCCGGGAAAAUCCUGGAGCUCAAAUGCGUAGCGGAAAUUGAGAACUAUCCGGAGCUGAGGCGCGAGAAGACACUCAGUGCGUCGCUAUCGCAGUUCGACAAUUUCAACAAUCAAAUGCCGCUGAGACAUGCGAAUGCAAACUCUGGCGCGGCACAAAGGAGCAGUCUCUGCGGCAGGACAUCACUAAUUUCCGCCAUCCUGGCGGCAAUUCUAUUAACUCACUGUUUGCGAUGCCCUUCAUGAACACUGACAUCUUUCGCAGAAUCUGAAUCGGAGGAGCACUAAAAUUCCCGGGUUCGGAAUGGAAAACGCCUCGUGUGGCAACUUUGUCAACUAUAUCAUCACGUUAGUUAGUCAGUCAGUUAAUCACCUAGUUAGUUAGUUAGGGUAACAGACAAAGGUAAGACCGCGAACUAGUGGAUAGGGAAAUCUUUUGGGUUGAUGAUUGUAAAUAAAAUCUAGGGAGUAAGGAAAGUAUGUUGGAGGUUAGAAAUGCUCAAGGAACAAGAAAACAAAAAGUUUUCUUGCUGUUUUCAAAUUUUUAAAAUAGUUUUAAUUACCUUUUUUGUAUAAAUACAAUUUAUAUGAAAAGUUUUUGUUAAUUUAAGAUACUUUUACCAUUUUGCUUUUGAUACAAAAAUUAUAACACAGGUUUAGAUAAUGUUUAAUUAGUAUUCAUUAUCAGUUGGGUAUUUAAAUCAUAUAUUUGAUAAGUAAAAGUUGAUAUCUUUUGUAUGCAAUCAAUUAAAGAAAUUAGCAAAAUCAGAUAUUGUUUGUAUUGAAACUUAAUCAUUUUUGUGUGACAAAGUCACUGUUUCUUUUAAAAUUCACCAUGUUAACACAAUGUUUGGUGCGAAUAACACAAUUUUCUUUUCAGUGAAAGUCAUGUUAUCCUUGUAAAUGAAUAUUUUCAUGUCGGUUAGUUCAACAAGCAUAGUGGAUAUAAAAAACUUGAAAUUAAAACAAACAAAAACUGCCAGAAAAAAUUGAUUUACCUGCCUGACACUGAUACUAGCCAAAAUAAGUCACUCUCCAGCAAACCAAACGAAUUUCCAAUAUAUGUAUAUAAGCGUAAUUUUUUCGAUUGUUCUUCGGCAAUUGAUUUUCAUUCGUAGUGCACAUGGACAUUUUUUCGAGCAAAUAUAUCCACGCACACCCCAUGCCAAGGGUUUUGGGUAAAGUAUAAAAAAUAACACAUAUGAAACACCAUAAAAAAUAAGUGAACACAUAAAAAGAGAAUUAAUGGAAUAAAAUGCGAUUUUAUCAGUGGAGAACGAGAAUGCAGAUGCUGUAAAAAUCAUUAUAAUUAAGUCUAGCAUAAAUAUGUUGUAAAUACAAUUUUAAACAUUCAAAACAGAGGACAAACAACUAUAAAUCAUGUCACUAAGCCAGACUCAACCAUAUACGUAUGUAUAUAAAGCUACUCGCUAUAUUUCUCAGCAUGUAUUUGCCAAGGCCGACAUAAAAAGAAGCAAAAUGCUAAAUCACAUAGAUAAUAAAACAUAACAAAACGCAAUACAAAUUUCAUUUGGCUGAGCAACUACAAAUAGACAUUAUCCGCCGGGUCAAAGCCCUCUAAAAAGAUCUGGCCACAGACGGCCAACUAAAAACUAUAUAAAACAUAUUGUACCGUGUCAGAGUAAUAAAACGUUGCCUGGACAUUUCCGAAAUCACUUUUUGUUCAGAAGUAUAUCCAAUUAAAGUGAAACCCAGCGUGUGUGAUGAGAAAACAUGCAAACCAUAAAAUAUAAAUGUAUAAAUUAAUUUACCUACUCAUUCGCACAUCUUUCGGUUGUAAAGAAUAAAAAACACACACGAUAAAAUAAAAAUAAACGAGAGCAAAUAACGAUAAUGUAUAUAAAAGCAUUUACUUUAGUUUUUCAUUUCGGCGAAUGGCCAUUAAAUUGUGUAAAAUAUUUCAACAGGCGAACUGCA